This is a messenger RNA of Drechmeria coniospora, 1266 nucleotides long. Its product is annotated as phosphatidyl synthase. NCBI's taxonomy places the organism in Eukaryota, Fungi, Ascomycota, Sordariomycetes, Hypocreales, Ophiocordycipitaceae. The transcript has 2 exons. The record is from RefSeq and is a predicted model, not a curated record. Gene Ontology annotation, cellular component: mitochondrion. Gene Ontology annotation, biological process: glycerophospholipid biosynthetic process. The coding region runs from base 1 to 1266 and encodes 421 amino acids.
AUGGAAUCCAAGAGACAAGAGGCUUCGGCCCGCAGCACGGAUUUCGACGAGUUCUCCAUGGCCUCUGCCUCAAAUUCCGCCCCAAGCUCGCCCGAGCUGGGCUACGCCAGCUCCGAUGCCAGCAGCAUCCAGACGCCCAACUCGUCUGUCAGCCCCUUGGCCGUCGCCGAUUCCUUCGUCUUUGCCUUCGACAUCGACGGCGUCCUGGUCCGUGGUGGAAAGGCCAUCCCGGAAGCCAUACAGGCCAUGAGGGUUCUCAACGGUGAGAACGAAUUCGGCGUUCAUGUCCCUCACAUCUUCCUUACAAACGGCGGCGGCAAGACGGAGGAGGAGAGGUGCGUCGACCUCUCCGGUCAGCUGCUGCAGGACAUCCGACCGGGCCAGUUCAUCUGCGGUCACACGCCGAUGAGGGAAAUGUCGGAAAAGUACAAGACCGUGCUCGUCGUCGGCGGCGAGGGUGAGAAGUGCCGUCUCGUCGCCGAGGGCUACGGCUUCAAGGACGUCGUCACUCCCGGAGACAUCAUCAAGCACGACGCCGCUACGACACCUUUCCGCAAGCUCACUCCCGAGGAGCACGCCAAUUCCCGUGACCGCGACUUCACCGACGUCACCAUCGACGCCGUUUUUGUCUUUGCCGACUCGCGCGACUGGGCGGGUGAUAUCCAGAUCAUGCUCGACAUCGCCAUGUCCAAGGGUGGCCGCCUCGGAACGCGCAGCGAAACCUUCGACGAGGGUCCGCCCUUUUACUUUUCCCACAACGAUGUUGUCUGGUCCGCCGCUCACGAGCACGUCAGGCUUGGCAUGGGCGCCCUCCGCCGCAUGUUCGAGGUCACCUUCGCCGAUCUCACGGCCGGCAAGGGCAAGCUUCACUCGCAUGCCUUUGGAAAGCCUCAGGUUUCCACCUUUGAGUUUGCAUCACGCCUCAUGAGUCAAUGGCGCAAUUCGGAACAUGGCCUCGAGGCGCCCCCUCAGACCGUCUACUUCGUCGGCGACACGCCCGAGAGCGACAUCCGCGGCACCAACGCCGUCAACGAAACGGCCGACAAUGAUUGGUUCAGCAUUCUUGUCAAGACGGGCGUCUAUCAAGAGGGUACCGAGCCCGCCUACAAGCCUCGCGUCACCGUCAACAAUGUCCUCGACGCCGUCAACUUUGGUAUCCAGCGCGAGAUGCGGAACAAAGUCGUCUCCUCCCUCAACAAGGGCGUUCUUGCUCAAGCCAACUUGGAGGCGACCAUCUUGGACGUCGACGAUGCCGUCGACGCAUAG